AUGUCAAAGUCUUUCUUAACCUAUAAAGAACAUUGAUUUUAUUUAAUUUUUUAUGUUAUUCCUCUUAAUGUUACUAUAAAUGUAAAGCAGUUUGUGUAUAGUACACCAAGGAAAUAUUUUUAAAAUAAAAUGAAUGUGUAAUUAUGCGUCGAAGAGUCGUGGUAACGGGAAUGGAGGUUUUAUCUCCUGUGGGGUGCAACUUGAGAGAGUCAUGGCACAAUGUCAUUAACGGAAAAUGUGGAAUAAAACAAUUAAAAGAAAAGGAGUACGAAAACCUGCCGUGCAAGGUAGCAGCUUGUAUAAAUGAGUCGGAGUUUAAUGUACAAAAUCACUUUUCUAAAACCGAAUUGAGAUCAAUGUCUUUAGCAACUUCUUUUGCAUUACUAAUUGCAAACGAGGCAUUGAAAGAUGCAAAAUGGAUUAAAUUAAACGAGUCUGAUUUGGAAUCUACAGGUGUUGCUGUGGGAAUGGGGAUGGUAGACUUGCGUGAUAUUUGUGAAACAAAUGCUGCAUUUUGUAAAGGAACUAGUAAAGUUAGCCCUUAUUUUGUCCCUAGAAUUUUACCAAAUAUGUCAGCAGGACAAAUUAGCAUUAAAUAUGGUUUUAGGGGUCCCAAUCAUUCUGUUUCGACGGCUUGUGCUACUGGUGCCCAUGCAGUAGGAGAUUCGUUCCGUUUUAUUAGAAAUGGUGAUGCUGACGUAAUGGUUUGUGGUGGGACAGAGGCUUGCAUUAGUCCUUUGGCUAUAGCAGGUUUUUGUCGGUUGAGAGCCCUCAGCACUUCUUUUAAUGACGAUCCAACCCACGCAUCUCGACCAUUCGAUAAAAGAAGAGAUGGUUUUGUGAUGGGUGAGGGCUGCGCCAUCCUGGUCCUCGAAGAACUAGAACAUGCCAAACGAAGAAACGCUCGCGUUUAUGCCGAAAUAUUGGGUUAUGGUUUAUCGGGGGACGCGUCUCAUUUAACGACCCCGAAGGCCGAUGGUUCAGGCGCAGUUUUGUCAAUGCAAAGAGCAUUGAAAGACGCACUCAUCGACAAAACACAAGUGAGUUAUGUAAAUGCGCAUGCAACAUCCACCCCCAUAGGGGAUGCCAUUGAAGCCAAAGCGAUUGACAGUUUCUUCGGAGAGUAUUCGAAAAACGUUGCUGUAUCGUCGACGAAAGGGGCUCAUGGACAUCUGCUGGGAGCUGCAGGAAAUCUGGAAGCUGUGUUCACUAUCAAAGCGUUACAGGAGGGAAUCCUGCCUCCCACAAUCAACCUAGAGGAGCCUGUUGAGGGGGUACACUUCGACUUUGUUACAGAAUUAAACAAAAAAUGGCACUCCAGGGGUCGUAGGAUUGCUCUGAAAAAUGCAUUCGGUUUUGGAGGCACGAAUGCUACAUUAUGCUUGGCGCAAUUUGAAGAGUAAUGUUAAGAUAUAAAAGUUACCGUUGUAAUAAAAAACUUAACUAAUUGUAA
Agrilus planipennis (emerald ash borer) is the source of this 1453-nucleotide messenger RNA. Its product is annotated as 3-oxoacyl-[acyl-carrier-protein] synthase, mitochondrial. The transcript has 2 exons. Gene Ontology annotation, molecular function: 3-oxoacyl-[acyl-carrier-protein] synthase activity. The record is from RefSeq and is a predicted model, not a curated record. Gene Ontology annotation, biological process: fatty acid biosynthetic process. Lineage: Eukaryota; Metazoa; Arthropoda; Insecta; Coleoptera; Buprestidae. The coding region runs from base 144 to 1403 and encodes 419 amino acids.